Molecule: messenger RNA, 4123 nt
Organism: Carassius gibelio (silver crucian carp)
Lineage: Eukaryota; Metazoa; Chordata; Actinopteri; Cypriniformes; Cyprinidae
Product: TATA box-binding protein-associated factor RNA polymerase I subunit C-like
Exons: 7
Coding region: 553-2457 (634 amino acids)
Biological process (GO): transcription by RNA polymerase I
Cellular component (GO): fibrillar center
Molecular function (GO): RNA polymerase I core promoter sequence-specific DNA binding
Source: RefSeq, a predicted model, not a curated record
UUUGUUCCAGGGUGAUAUGGCUGCCGGCAAAAAAAGAUUGUUUAUCACCUGGCUUCAGAAGACAUUGAAACUAGUGCAUGAUUUGUAUUUCAAGCUGUUAGGAUGUUUUACUGGUACUUUUUCAAACAGGAUAAACCCAGUCCAUUUAAAACAAAGUUAAAAUUUCACCUUUAAACACAAAAAUUCUUAUGAUUAUAAAAUGAACUGCAGAGCAUUUGUGAAAUGUGUUUGGCAUAAACACAAAAACCACCGGAAGUUGUUUAUUGCAACAUAUGUAAUACAUUUAAAUUUGUUUCCAUAUUGCAUUCAUCUCAACCACAAAUCCUACAUCAAAGCUUCAGUUUCCACUUGCGGGUUAAUAUGUCUGUCCUCUGAGCUGAUGCAAGCUGCAGCACAUGGUGUGUGUGUGUGUGAGAGAUGUUGUAAGCCUUCCAGAGGUUUGUGACAUUCUGUUCUUUCAGAUUGCAGAAGUUCCGUGAAGAAGAUUCCAACCUGUACUUCAAUGCUAAGUCACCAUGGCGAUGGUGUGAGUUCACCUGUCACCCGAGAGUCAUGGUGUACGCUGACAGAACGGGGGCGGAGCUUACAGACAUUCGGAGUGCUGAUUGUAAUCACACGUUGUUCCGGAUCGGAAGGACAGCAGCUUGUAUGUCGGGAGAGCGAGUGAUACUCACCAAAUACCUGAGUAGAAGCCAUGCCCAUCACCACCUCAUCAAUACCCAGUUUUCCACCUACAUCAUGGAUGAACGGGUUCCCGCUAUCCCCAUGCUGAAAUGGGAUCAUAUGAUGGAGUCUCCACCGAUGUUUGCUUGCGAUUUGCCAGCACAGACCCCGAGGCAAACGUGCAAACUGCUGCUGGGUGCUCAGAGGUCACAGGAACUCAUGUUACUGCAGUACACGGGCGGGAGAGAGCACGUCUGUCAGACUCGGGGAUCCGUUCUAAAGCUUUCAAGUCCCAAAGAGAGUCUGAGCCACCUAAACCGUCUGCUACCCCACGAGAGACACCUCGCUCAGAAGAGACUGAACGCGUCUGCUGCAGGUUUCACAGCUGUACAGAAGAAGGACUUCCUGACGGUUUUCCAGCUUACAGAAACCGGAGACCUCUUUUACCAAACGCUGAAGUUGCACACCGAUCAGACCGCAAGCAGUAAUGACGCACCAGAACAAUCUGUCAGUGUGCAACCUACAGUAGAAACUGGAGAAAGCGAGAAUAUACAGUCCCACGCCGAAAUUGAUGACCAAUCUGUUCAGAGUGACUCAGAUACUGAGGGACGGCAUGCGGUGCACUGGCAUUUGGAAGUUAUUGACAAUGUUGAUAAUGAUGACUUAAAUCCUUUGGAUGCCAAUGAAAAUAUCAGGAAAGAACCAUCAAACCAUUCGAUUGGGAAUAACCCAACUUGUUCCACCAGACCGCCCAACCCAAGUAAGGAUCCAGAUCUCCAAGCUGUCUGGAGCAAAUGGUUUAAGCCCCUUUUUAAAAAGGCCAAAAAGCGGCACCUUAAAUUUCAACGGGUCAGGACGGAUGAUUUAAAGGGCACGAUGGACAAAAAGCUGAAUAAACUAAAGAAAGAUCAGUUGAUGAGACUGAGGAAAGACCUUCAAGAGGUCAUGAGGAAGAAGGAGAUGCUCUUGCAUGGGGUCACUUACCUCCCUCACCUGAACGUUACGCCGGUUCCCGAUCCUGUGGAUCCCGAUGAUUGGCCUGACGAUGUGAGCCAGCGGUUGGCUGCGUCGUGGGAGGGCCAGUGGACAAACUGGUGGGAGGAGAAGCUUGGUUUGAACCGGGACAUGAAAAUGGCUGCUCUCCGUCGAAAACGUCGGAGACAGAAGCAGGCCAAAGCUCGCAAUCGCACCUCACUGUCUGGAAGCUUCACCUCGUCUGUGAGUUACCAAGAGAAUCUGUCUGGUUUGUCAUCGGUGGAGAGUGAAGGUCCGGGAUCGGAUGACGAGAUUUUGGAGAACUCGAACUCGCAAGUUUCGGACAUGGAGGAAUGGAGAGCCAGACCUGAGAUUCACAGAAAGAGCCCCGUCAUACUGAGACGGUUUUUAAAUGAACAGUCGACUGCAGACAAAUCUAGAUCUCCUAGAAAGUCUCCUCCAAGGCCUGAUCAAAACCUUUCGACAUCUCCGUCAAAAUCUCAGUCUUCCAUUCAGGAUGAACGACCGACCUCUAGAACCCCUAGUGUUACAGCAGGGAUGGAUUUGGGCCCUCCUGCGUCGCUCCCCUCCACACGGCCAACAUCUGUCCAAUCGAAAAGGCGCAAGGAGUUUUACCUUAGUUCCCUUCCCACAUCCCAAAUGUCGACUCAGGACUCUGCACCGGAUGGUGGAUAUCCUUCACCUGGGGUUCACCUUUCUUCUCCAUCUCAUCGUUCCUUGUCUUCCAAGAGAGUUCCCCAAUUCAGAAGCCUCUCUCAGGCCUCCCAGCCAAAGAAGAAAUCUCGGAUGGGCUUCUAAAGAUCCGCCUCCGAAAACAAGGAAUGCUGGAAGGAAGGUGUGCUGUCUUUACCUCUCGCUCUCGUCCCAUGCACCCUCUGGGAUGGUUGGCAGCUCGGGGACGCUGCGGUAGCUGCUGUGCAGGUUCUGCGCCGUCCUCCUCGAGACGAUCCACACCAGUUUCUUGUGGUCAGGUUUGGCACAUUCUGGAGAGGAGUAUUCCCUCAUACAUUGACCUACCAGACCUCGCCAGCGCGCCAGGUCAGCCUUGGAGAUCUGCAAACAGACGCGGCUGCAUUAGACACCAGCUUACAUAAGGACAGGGCAGAGAGCCAGCCUCAUUUUGGACCGCAGUAAACCAAUAGCCUGCUGGCAACAGGACUGGGUUAAGAGCUUUAGAUUCUUCCUACUCCAUAGAUGUUUAAGUGCCUCUGAAACUAAAGGUAUAUUUUUGUCUACAAAUUGCCUGAUUAAACUACUUGACUUUGAACCAAACAGAGCGGUCUGUGACAUUCAACUUCUUUUCUUCACUUUUAAAAAGUUUUAUUGAUACUGUUUAAAAAGGUUGACAUACUUAUGAAUUUUUACCUUUAAGUGUGUUUGUAUGCGCUGGGCGAUUUCUAGCAGGUCUGCAGACUGUAAGGCCUCGAUUUCAAGCAUCAAGAGCGACAAAGCGAGCACCGAAGGCUAAAAAACAAAAAGAGAGUUCAUCAGAAUUCAAACUUCUAUGUAACUUACUUCAAGAAUCACUGUUUAAGUUGUUCUUUCUUACUUUUGCUUUGGAGAAAAUGAUUCUGCAUAGGCAGGCUUUCAGCUGGGCUUCAAGUUUGUCAAGAUUCAGUACGUCUUUUCUGAGGAAAAAAAGAAUUGGUGCAUUAGAGAGAUUUUGUUAGCCAAUCUUAUAUAAUUUAACAAAUCUAGUCGGAAGAUAAUCUCCUAGUUUCACUGUGACCCACAUACAGCAAAGUGCAGUUGCCAGCUCGGUUUAUCAACCUUUACAAGUCAAAGUUUCCAUUGUCAGUCUGCAUGUUAAUAUAGUUUAUCUGGCUCAGAGUCUGAAGUUUGAUGAUUCCAGCCGUUCUCACCUGUUGGACGUGUGCGAAAGUGCAAUGGCGUGGUACAAAUGCAGGAAGGUUAAGGCUGUGACGGCUUUUAACUGGAAGUUGAGCUUCUCUGAAAUGAUCUUCUCCAUUCGGCUGAGGUCUGAGACUGUGAACUUGCACUGGCUGAUCCGAAUGAGCUCAUGGCUGGACGAAACAUUGCACUCUUCUUCGGUCACUCGGGCGGCGAUGUGAAGGCAACCGAUGCUGAUGCAGGCCAGAUACUUGGGCUGAACCUUUAAGCAACAUAAAAGUGGUCAGUCAUAACACAUUUUAAUAUGUUAAGCAUUUGAAUUGACCUAUAACUUAACUGGUUACCUUCAUCAUAGCUAUAAACCUGUCCAGCAGGUUAACGGCUAGUACAAAGGUCUGAGUGCUGUAACCGAAGAAACUGGUCAAGCUCCAGAGAUCUUCCACUCGGGAAUCUCGACAUUUGGCUGAAACCCCAUUACCGUUCUGUGUGGAUGAGGAGAAAUGAGUAACAAGUUUAAAACUGAUAUUUGUCGGACGCUUUGAGUAAAAGAUCACAAAAAAGUAUUUGUAAAGUAUGCAAUGUACAGAAAUAAAAUGCAAAUUUCCAUAAUUGU